Messenger RNA from Dunckerocampus dactyliophorus (ringed pipefish), 3798 nucleotides. It is a transcript of the gene chsy3, whose product is annotated as chondroitin sulfate synthase 3. NCBI's taxonomy places the organism in Eukaryota, Metazoa, Chordata, Actinopteri, Syngnathiformes, Syngnathidae. Gene Ontology annotation, molecular function: glucuronosyl-N-acetylgalactosaminyl-proteoglycan 4-beta-N-acetylgalactosaminyltransferase activity. The record is from RefSeq and is a predicted model, not a curated record. Bases 445 to 2853 code for a protein of 802 amino acids. The transcript is spliced from 3 exons. Gene Ontology annotation, cellular component: Golgi cisterna membrane.
GGUCGUCGGAAGAUAAAAGGAAAUGUUGCCAAGACACCGCCUCCAAUCAUGGAGUCAAAUCAGCGAAACGAAGACCACUUUAUCGACGACACUGCGAACGAGUUUGAAAUGGAAAGUACUUGGUUGCCAGUGUUAUAUCUUUGGCCGGAUUUACUAAUCCGAUAAAGACGCAGUGGUAAGAUUAGACGUCCUUCUAUCUGAUUGUAGUUUGGGAAUAAUUGGAAGCUAAAUUAGCAGAUUUAGCGUUGAAGGCAAUUGAUGAUGGAGUUGACUAUACUGCAGAAGAAACGGAGAGUGAAUUCCUGAAGCCCUGCUACCAGAAGUGCAGAGUGUUCCCCCCCACAUGUGGUAGGACAGCAGUGUAUUGCCAUACACGUCAGCACCUCUCCAGACAAGGACAGCAUUCAUACACCAACACUCCCUCCAGCUUGGAAUUCUUCAAGCAUGCCUUUGCAAUCAAGGAGACAGUGGACCACGGUGGUAUUCGGUGUCAUUCUCGGAUUCACUGUGUGCUCUUGGUUCAUUGUACCCCAAGUUCUGGAAAGUCAACGGAAUGAAUCCCCCCUGUGUUCGUUCAAAAGUGAGUCCGCCGCCGGGAAAAUGCCGGGAAAUCUCGGUGACGCUGACGACCGGGGAAGUCACUUCUUCAGACAGGAGGAAAGCAAGCCUGACCGUCGUGGAGAUGCCCGGGAAGCCAUAAGCCGCCCCACACGGUUCCUCUAUGUGGGUGUGAUGACCGCCAAAAAGUACCUGGCUUCCCGGGCCGUGGCUGCGUUCAACACCUGGACACGUUCAAUUCCCGGAAGGGUGGAGUUCUUCUCCAGUGAUGGCUCUGACAACGUGCACGUCCCUGUUCCGCUUCCGGUGGUCUCACUGGCCGGCGUGGACGACUCCUAUCCACCGCAGAAGAAGUCAUUUAUGAUGCUGAAGUACAUCCAUGAUCAUUACCUGGAUAAAUAUGAGUGGUUCAUGCGAGCGGAUGAUGAUGUUUAUAUAAGAGGUGAGAAGCUGGAGUUGUUUCUGCAUUCUCUGAACAGUAGUAAGCCUCUUUACCUGGGCCAGACUGGUCUCGGCAUGGCAGAGGAGUUGGGCAGACUGGCACUCGAGCCUGGGGAGAACUUCUGCAUGGGUGGACCUGGGAUGAUCUUCAGCAGGGAGGUGCUACGCAGGAUGGUGCCACACAUUGGUUCAUGUCUCAGGGAGAUGUACACAACCCAUGAGGAUGUGGAAGUUGGCCGUUGUGUACGACGCUUUGGUGGGACACAGUGCGUGUGGUCUUAUGAGAUGCAGCAGCUAUUCUACGAGAAUUACGAGCACAAGAAAGGUUUCAUCGACGAGCUCCACAGUAGCAAGAUCCACAAUGCCAUCACACUACACCCAAACAAAUGGCCCGCCUACCAGUACCGCCUCCAUAACUACAUGUUGACUCGUGAAAUCUCAAGGCUUCGUUACCGCACCAUUCUGCUGCACCGUGAAGGCCUGAUGAUGACCCACCUCAGUGACACAGAAAUGCUGUGGGAGGACCAACAGCUGGGAGCACCACCCUCCUUCAUGCGGUAUCAACCCAGUGAGCGCCAUGAUGUCAUAGAGUGGGAUUUCCUGACUGGCCGUCACAUUUAUUCUGCUGUUGAAAACAAGAUGGCACGCCAAAGCCUCAGUACCUCACUGCGAACUGCAUUAGAAGACAUCAUGCUCCAGGUGAUGGAAAUGAUUAAUGAAAAUUCUAAAACACGUGGCCGUGUCAUAGACUUUAAAGAGAUUCAGUAUGGCUAUUACAGGGUGGAUCCAAUGCACGGGGCUGAAUACAUCUUAGACUUACUGCUCCUGUACAGAAAACACAAAGGACGUAAAAUAACUGUGCCUGUGAGGCGUCAUGCAUACCUUCAGCAGUCCUUCAGCCGACCCUUCUUUUGUGAAAGCGAGGAGUUAAAUGUGGCUGAACUCGUGCCCGCCAUUAAUUCUGAAUCCCAGUCCCUAUCUUUUCUAUCCAACUCCUUGAAGUUAUUGUCCCCUUUUCAGUUCUAUGAGUCAACCAGAGAAAUGUGGGAGCAAAGCCAGAGGAAAGUUAACAUCCUUGUCCCGCUGUCCGGUCGCUAUGACACCUUUGUACGUUUUAUGGAGAACUUUGAGGAAGUUUGUUUGAUACCCAAACAAAACGUUAAGCUCUCUGUCAUACUGGUAGACAAUGAGAGAUAUCAAGACAAAGGAAAACAUGUUCAGUUAAUCAAAGAUUACAACAAGAAAUAUCCCAAAGCUGACCUAUCAGUGAUUCCACUGACGGGCAACUUUUCACGGGGAUUUGCUCUGGAGCUGGGCUCCUCGCUGUCUGAUAAUGACACUCUACUAUUCUUUUGUGAUGUUGAUCUUAUCUUUAAUGCGGAUGCCCUGCAACGCUGCAGAGAUAACACUGUGCAAGGGAAACAGAUCUUUUUUCCUAUUAUAUUUAGUCAGUACAACCCAAAUAUAGUGUAUGCUGAUAAGGCCCCGAGAGAAAACAAAUUUGUUCUUACCAAAAAAAGCGGUUUUUGGCGUGAUUAUGGCUUUGGAAUAGCCUGUGUUUUUAAGAGUGAUCUUCUAAAAGCUGGUGGAUUUGACACCUCAAUCCUUGGCUGGGGGUUGGAAGAUGUAGACCUUUUCACAAAAGUUAUUCAUUCUGGUUUAGAUGUGUUACGCAGUCAGGAGCCAGGAAUUAUUCAUAUUUAUCAUCUUGUCCAUUGCAACUCAAGUCUUGAUCAAAAGCAAUUAAAAAUGUGCCUUGGGUCCAAAUCAAGUACUUACGCUUCAACAAUGCAGUUAGCAGAGAUGUGGAUGGAGAAACACACAGAAGUAGCGUAUAACAGAACUUCAUCCUGACAUUCCAGUUUAUGUUGACACCACCAUACAAGUUUACCUCAUCUCUGCAUGGAAAGCUAACGCUGUGCACAGUGACGUGCGGUCAAGGGAGGCAGUCUUGAUGAAAAAUUACCCGAUAACCGAUAACUUAUUAUAUCUAUUAUUUUUGUAAAUUUAGAUAGAACUGUAUCUUGUGCACACCCGGAGGUAAGAGCGGAUUUGACAAACUUGUAGAUUUGUCCUUACCAAAUAGCACGACAUUACUACUAUUAACAAAACAUAAAAAAUAGUGGCGGCUCAGAGGUACAAACCAUGGCGCCAAGGAGUUUACUAGCUGACAAAAGCCGGUAUCUUCUACAUGUACAACGGUAAGGGGCUAGUCAUCCAACGACAUCAUCUCCAUGAUGAAAUCAGAAUAGAUCGCUUGAACCCUCGGGUCGCCUCUGGCAAACUUUUCUGCACUUUUCAAGCACCGUGGCGAUAGGAACAAGCCCCGGCCCCCAGGCGAUGUAGCCAUCCUGGCGUUUCAGGUGGCUGAUAAAAUUUGAUGUGUUGAAGGUCAAUGUUUUUUUUCCUUAUUGCGGAAUGUUUCCAGAGCUUUUUCCGAAAUGUGUGCCUCUGAAACAGAGAGAAAUCCCACACCAUUGACGCCAUGUUUGUUUACGAGUGAGCUUGAGGAAAGUUACGACAGGCCGUUUGCAACACGUCACAGAAAAGGAGCGCUUGAUUUGCUCACACUAACCCACCCACAGCACAGUGCGGGUAAUCUUGCCUCAUUUAAGGCAAUUAUUUUAUUUUUUUUAAUGUUAGCGGAUUUAUUUAUCGGUAUGACGUCAUAAGUCCGAUAAUUAUCAUGCACUCCAAGUAAAAAUUGCUGAAUUUGCAUAUUUCCUAAUCAAAUACACAACAGAAACCUGCGAGGAGGCUGCGGCGAGUGCACUUAGUGUAUUGAGUUGGAUGGACAUA